AGGACCGAUUAUUAGGAUUACUAGGGGCGUUUAGAAGACAAUUUAAAGAGAAGAUUGUUCUUCGCAUUUGUUCCAUUUGCAGUAGAUCAGCAAAAAUCUCAUAAUUUUCUCGUAUAAUUUCUUGAAGGUCUACUUCUUCAAUAUUUCCAAAAUGGGUGGUGGCAAAGGAACCGGCAAGGGCAAGGGCGCUGCCAAGAACAAACCCGUGAUCAAGGAUAUGGACAAGCAGGUGGAAGUGAAGAUGAUCGAGAAGCGUACCGACCCCUCAGACGGCAAUGGACCUUUCACCCAUGCCAGUUUCAUUCGCUUCCACGGUCCAGAGAAAGGACAGGAGCUUUGGGAAGAGGGAGGUAGUUUUUAGACCAUUUUAAUUUUUGGAUUCAAACUUUUCAGCUGAGAUAACAUCUUCAGAGAAGAACAGAAGCAGGAUGCUCUCUCUCUCCCUCGACCUCGGUCUGUGAUUUCAACGUUUGAUUUGAGAGUGGACGAUACGACGAAUCAAAAGUCACUUACUCACACCAUGUCGCCCCACGGCCUCUCCUAGUCGACUCGUCCUUCACGUCUUUCAUGCCUGCUCAGAUAUGAUGAUCAUUCCUACCUGUAAUUUCUACCUCCUCUUAGUCUCAGUACUUAUACUACAUAAAAAGACUAGAACUCUUCUCCUACGUAAAAAAAUCUACAACUACAGCUAACAGCGCGGUUAUGGUGGAGGCGAAAAAGAAGGGAAAAGGAAAGGGCAAGAAGAGACCGUCGUCACAACGCGUCGUGAGCCCAGAGCCACAGAGACAAGUGAACAAGAGCCAAGGAAAAAUGAAAAAGACCGAACCAGUUGUGGAAGUCAAGAAGCAGGACGAUACCAAGAAUUAUGAAAAGGAGAUUGAGAUUUUGAUGUAGGAGGUUCAUACUUCAUAGAGGUUCAUACUUCAUACGUGAAGAUGAUCUUUUGAUUUUCUGGCAGUGGAGUAGUACUGUCUAAGACACAAAUGAAUGAACUUUUGAUAUAGCAUAUACUCCUUAUCAGACUAGGCCGGAAUACUGAUGAAUGGUUCCGGUAUUUGGUAACCUGAAUUUGAUCACAAGGAUUCUGUUCUUGUUUUCCCUUAUGAUCAAAAUCAGGCUACCAAAUACCGGAGCCAUACAACUGAGUCCAAGUACUAAGUCAAGACUCAUGAUCCCCGACUUCGUAGUACUAGGAAACCGUUAAUACCAUUCUUGUUGUUUCUGCUUGUUCUGAUUUGAUAUUGAGUGGCUAUUUUUAUUUCUACUUGUUAUUACCCAAACUACUCGACCAGGGAGGGUUGGACAUGAACCGCUGACCAUGACCACACUCGUAUGAUAACCUCCUCUAAGACAAGAGCAAGGGCAAAGGCAAGAAGGGAACCGGAACCAAGGGUGGACAAGAAAAGCGUGUCGAUCCCAGUGACGGAAAUGGACCUUUCACCAAAGGUACUAGACGUCUUUUCAAUUAACACGAUCGCCUUGUCAAUACAGUAGGAAUGAUGAUGAAGAAAUUCUAUUUGCAUCCUCGCCUAUUUUUCUAUUCCGCUUGUUAUAAUGAUCUUACUAGCUAAAAAUUCUAAUUAUAAUCCACCCUUUCCUCGCUUUCAUCUUCCGUAGUUGCUUUUUGAUACUCCAUUCAAUCUUAAUAUUCUUUUAUAACCUCAAUCUACUCCACAGCGUCUUUCUUGUUUCAUCCGAUUCUCCCUCCUAUCCCGCACUGAAUGGUAGCUUCUUUACCUCACAUGAAUAGGUAAAUCUUCAUUCCUCCCUCAUGAAUGGGUAAAUUUACCUCAUGAAUGGUGGCUCCUUUACCGUCAUUCUGUAUACUCUCCACAUCAGCUUCGUUCAUCCGAUUUCAUGGAGAUGACAAGGGUCUCCAAUUGUGGAACCAGGCUGGCAAGGCUGCGGGUGGAGGUAAGGGCGCUCCAGCCAUGAAAAGCGGCUCUCCAGCCAAAAACCCGUUUAACUAGAUGCAGCAGAAGGUUCGAGCUAAGAAGGCGUUUAGCUGGAGAUGCAGAUGAAGGUUCGAGCUAAGAAGGCGUUUAGCUGGAGAUGCAGAUGAAGGUUCGAGCCAAGAAGGCUUUUUUUAACCUCUAGCUUACGUCUGUCAUGCUCCGACAUCAACAUGAUAUGCGAUUUCGUGGAGAAAACAGUGGGAAAAAUGACAAUAACGUCGAAAAAUCCAUGACCACUAGAUUUUUAGAGUAGGAAAAUGUACUUGUACACGUCAAGAAUAUUGAGUUGCUCGUACUAAGGUUAGCGUUCUGUGUACUUGUUUUCACUUAUGUCUGCUGCUGCUCCAAGAAGAGUUAGUAGGGCUCUUUGACUUAUGAUUUUGACUUACUUUCGGUUGCUUCACACCCAUUUAAAAUUUACUUUUGAGAAUAUUUUGAACUUGACUUUCACAAGAGAAGAUACAGAUUGAAGAGGUUGUACCUGAAUUAAGAAUAAGCUAUCACGCUUGAUGAAAAUAUGAUCCAAGAGAUCUUCCCUCUCUAGUUCAACAUGCCGAAUCGUUAGAACUGACUGUGACAUACCCUUGUCUAGAGUAGAUCCCUAGUCUCUAUCUAGUAUCUGAUGCUGCGGAGAAGGGCAGUGACUAUUAUUGUGCAUGAGCGAGGAACUCUUCCUUUUGCUGUGAAAUACAUGUGAGAUGAGAGUUUCAAAAAACGCUGAUCAUGACGGUCGCUAGUACCAUGAUUGAUGUUAAACUUAAAACCCCUGUUGUACCCCAUAAGAUUAAAGAGACAAACAUGAUCAUAAAGUUUGAGUAAGGACUUGUACCUAAAAAGUACUUGGUCAUGCAGUUGAUCAAAGUCAUUGUUCAUGGUGCACCAUGAUAACAAGCUCAGAGAUACAAGAUUCCCCAAAUCAGAACGCGAUCCCGACCGCAAGUUCUCAAAUGAAAGUCUGAUCAACAAUCCAAAACCCGCUUACCUUGUCGCAGGUGAGCCAACUCCU
This is a messenger RNA of Amoebophrya sp. A25, 2961 nucleotides long. The record is from the annotation of a GenBank genome assembly. NCBI's taxonomy places the organism in Eukaryota, Dinophyceae, Syndiniales, Amoebophryaceae.